AUGGGUCCCAGUCUUGGCUGAGGUUGGAGCUCACCUCGAGACCCCCUGGUGCUCUCUCGACUCUGGGCAUUGGACUCCCGCUUUCCUGCCCCUGUGGGGUCCCCCCUGAGAGCCCUGUGGCACCGGGCUUAUGGAGGCAGACGAGCCUGCCAGAGGGGCCCCCACCACGGCCAGCCCCAGCAUCAUCGGAGCCGAGGAUGAGGAUUUUGAGAACGAGCUGGACACGAACCCCGAGGAACAAAAAAGCCAGUUCCAGAACCUGGACGUGGUGAAGCGGAGGCCCGCCCACCUCAUGGCUCUAGUGCUCCAUGUGGUGCUACAGUUCGACCCCGGGUACCUGCUGUGCUGCCUUCAUGCCGACAUCCUGACCGGCCUAGGGCCCAAGGAGUUUAAGAAAGCCUUCCUGGAUUUCUACCACAGCUUCCUGGAGAAGACUUCCAUUUUGCGGGUUCCAGUUCCCUCAUCAGUGUCCUUCGACCUCGACAGGACCCGGCCGGACAUGUUGACCGAGGAGCAGCAGCGGCACAUUGUGCAGGAGGUGGUGCAAAACCUGCAGCCCCUGGUGAAUAGUCAGCUGCAGGACUUCUGCUCCAAGCGGCUGAUGGGGAUGACCCCCGGGGAGCGGGAACUUAAUCAGCUGGAGUCCAAGGACGGUCGGGACCCCUCCAAGCUGGGCCGGGAGCGCUUAACGGCGGAGAUGCUCCUGACUCAGUUGGAGGAGAUACACUCCAACAACCCCGACGAUGAGAAGAAUACGGCCAUUUUCAGCGCUGUCAAUCUGUACAUGCGGCACCUCGGGGUGCGGACAAAAACCAGCGACAAGAAGCCGAGGGGGAACUUCUUCCGCAAGAAGAUCUCGGGGAAUAGGAAGUCAGACGACCCCCCCAAGACUAAGAAGGGUCUGAGCAGCAUCCUGGACUCCGCGCGCUGGAAUCGGACCGACAACCUGGGUCCAGAGCCCCGGCACUCCAAACUCGAUACUGAAGGUGAGAAGCCCGGAAUCCUCGAGAGGAAGAUCAGCUACGGGGCCCCUCCCCGGGACAGAGGGACGGGGUCGCCCGGCCAGGACACCCCCGGAGUCACCGUCCACCCACCUCCCGGUGACGGCGCUGACCGGGAGCCUGGCACCGACGCUCCCGUGGAUACGGCCGACUCCCUGCUCCGGGGCCUCUCCAGUUCGGAGCCCUCCAGGAUCUCAGAGAUCGCCGCCGCCGCCGCCGCCACCACCGACGACGACGAGGGAGCUGACACCGAGAGAAGGUGGAAAAGCCCGGUCCCCCCGUCCGUCCCCGUUUUGGGCCGGGGCCCCAAGCUGCCGGGGAGGCUGGGCCGGUCCGAGAGCCUGCGGGUGAACGAUCUGCGGCGACCCUCACGGGGGAGCCUGGGGACCAAGGGCCGGGGGGGGGGCCGGUCCCGCAGCGAUGUCGACAUGGACCCCGGUUCGGCCACCGCCGCCCUGGGCCCCGCCCAGCGCCCCACCCCGGAGCCGGGCGAGGAAGGGGAGCCGGGCCGGGGGGCGUUGGAGGUGGAGCCGGAGGAGCCGCCAGGCUGGCGGGAGCUGGUGCCCCAGGAGGUGGUGAUGAAGAUGCGGAAGGACCAGGUGAAGCGGCAGGAGGUCAUCAGUGAGCUGCUGGUGACGGAGGCGGCCCACGUCCGGAUGCUGCGCGUACUCCACGAACUCUUCUUCCAGCCCAUGGCGGUGAGCAACUUCUUCUUCCCGGGAGAGCUGCAGAACAUCUUCCCCAGCCUGGACGAGCUGAUCGAGUUGCACUCCCAGUUCCUGGAGAAACUAAUGAAGCUGCGGCAGGAAAGCGGGCAUCUCAUCGAGGAGGUCGGGGACGUGCUGCUGGCCAUGUUCGACCAUCCCGAGGGCUCCUGGUUCCAGAAGAUCUCCGCCCGCUUCUGCAGCCGGCAGUCGUUCGCCCUGGAGCAGCUGAAAGCCAAGCAGAGGAAGGAGCCCAGGUUCUGUGCGUUCGUGCAGGAGGCGGAGAGUAAACCGCGGUGCCGGCGGCUGCAGCUCAAGGACAUGAUCCCCACGGAGAUGCAGCGACUGACCAAGUAUCCUUUGCUGCUGCAGAGCAUCGGCCACAACACCGAGGAGACCCAGGAGCGAGAGAAGGUGGAGCGGGCAGCCGAGUGCUGCCGGGACAUCUUGCAACACGUCAACCAGGCCGUGAGGGACAUGGAGGACCUGCUGCGCCUCAAGGAAUACCAGCGCCGGCUUGAUCUCUCCCAUCUGCGGCAGAGCAGUGACCCCAUGCUGAGUGAAUUCAAGAACCUGGACAUCACCCAAAAGAAACUGAUACACGAAGGGUCUCUCACCUGGAGAGUGACCCGGGACAAAGCCGUAGAGGUGUACGUGCUCCUGCUGGAUGACCUCUUGCUGCUGCUGCAGCGUCAAGACGAGCGGUUGCUGCUCAAGUCGCACAGCCGCACGCUGACGCCCACGCCCGACGGGAAGACCAUGCUGCGGCCCGUCCUGCGCCUCACCUCCGCCAUGACCCGCGAAGUGGCUACAGACCACAAGGCCUUCUACGUCAUCUUCAACUGGGACAAGGAGGCCCAGAUCUACGAGCUGGUGGCCCAGACCGUCUCUGAGAGGAGGAACUGGUGUGCCCUCAUCACGGAGACGGCCGGCUCCCUGGCCCCAGCCCGCCACAGCCGCCCCAAGACUCGCCCGACGCCCAAUAGCUCCCGGGAGCCCAUGCUGAGCAGUUCAGAGAACGGGAGCAGCAACAGAGAGGCCCCCCAGCCUGACGUCCUCCCGGAGCAGCUCGUCAGUCUUCUCCUGCCCUACGCCCAACCCGGCCCCGAGGGUCAACUCGCUGCCACUGCCCAGAGUGAAGUGCAGUCCUUGAAGCAGCUGCUGCUGCCCCUGGUCCCAGGGGAGGAGAAUGGGUCAGGGCCACCCCCUGAGGGGGAGGGGGAUGGGGGGCCUCCCCCCAUCCUAACCCCAGCCCAGGCCCAAGAGGUGCAGGACAAACUGCUCAACCUGGAGGCGAUGGUGCGAAAGCUGGAGGAGAUGGAGGAGCAGUUCUGCAGCCUGCGGCACAUCCUGUGCAGCCAGCUGAGUGGCACCGCCUCCCCUCAGCCCCCCAGCUGUUCCUGAGGGCACAGGGACGACCCCUCAAGCCAGAGACUGAAGUUGGGGGAGGCCCCGUGCCCGCCCCCGGCUUUCCGCUCAGUCGCUCUCCGCCUGCUCCCCUGCCGCGUGGGAGGGAGGGGCUCAGGAGACAGUGGCAGAGGGACGCCCGCCUGUCUCUCCCCCCCCCCCUUCCACCCCAGCCGGGGACCCCACCUGGGUAGGCAGCCCCCCGCCACUCGGCCUCUGUCUCAUCUCUCCCCCAAGCAGGGGGACGAGGCUCAGGGCUUCAUUCCGGGGGCCCAGGGUGGUGCAACUCCCUCGCCACUCACCCCUCCACUGCCCCCGCCAUCUCAGUAUUGCCCCCGGGGGCACUGCCCUCCAAGUGCCUUGGCCGCUCCGCUGCGUUUUUAUAUUCUGAGGAAUAUUUUUAAUAUAUAUAUUAUGUAUACGUA
Messenger RNA from Ornithorhynchus anatinus (platypus), 3537 nucleotides. It is a transcript of the gene ARHGEF1, whose product is annotated as Rho guanine nucleotide exchange factor 1. NCBI's taxonomy places the organism in Eukaryota, Metazoa, Chordata, Mammalia, Monotremata, Ornithorhynchidae. Gene Ontology annotation, cellular component: cytoplasm. Gene Ontology annotation, molecular function: G protein-coupled receptor binding; guanyl-nucleotide exchange factor activity. Gene Ontology annotation, biological process: G protein-coupled receptor signaling pathway. The record is from RefSeq and is a predicted model, not a curated record.